Molecule: messenger RNA, 4058 nt
Organism: Formica exsecta
Lineage: Eukaryota; Metazoa; Arthropoda; Insecta; Hymenoptera; Formicidae
Gene: dpr1
Product: zwei Ig domain protein zig-8-like
Exons: 6
Coding region: 869-1744 (291 amino acids)
Biological process (GO): synapse organization
Cellular component (GO): neuron projection membrane
Source: RefSeq, a predicted model, not a curated record
UUUCGCGCCGCGACGCCGUGCGGCAGGCCUCAUCCGCGCCGGCGGCUGGUCCAUGCGGGUUCAACGUCGUCGCGCGAGACGACGGCGACGAAGGGCGAACAUGCGACGCGGCCCGACAACGACGACUUAAAAGGAGCGUACGAUGACGUUCGUCCGGCAGAGUUACGCGAGUUAAUCGGCAAUCGAUCUCGAUCGGCGAUCGAUUCGGAUGCGGCCGACGCGCGCGUCUCGGCCCAACGACCAUGAUGAUGCUGCGCCUGAGACAGGGCAUUCGCGGGCCCGGCGUCGCGACGCUCGUCCUAGCGAAGACUCCACGUGAGCGCGGCUGUCAUCGGAGACGCGCCAAAGCGGCCGCCGAAUAUUAUCUGUGAACGCCCGGACCUUAUUAUCGUGGAUUUUACCCUCGUGGAUUUACGACAUUUACGAGCGAUUGUGUAAGAAUUUAUCCGUGGCUGCGGAAUCUUUCGCUCAGGAGGUUUUCACGAAGCUGAACGGUUCGGCAAAAUUUUGCUAAUAGCCCCCCAUUAAUAAUUAAGCCCCCCAGGCGUUAAUCGUGGUGCAGUGAGUAUCGAGACAUAUUCAUGCGCAUGUACGAAUUUUAAAUUACUCGCAUAAUCAAGUAUUAAACGUGUAUUAUUUUCGAAAAAAAAAGUUAAGUGUGUAUGCUGUUUCGAGAAGCAUUAUUCUCGAGAUUUGACAGAAAACUGAAUUUUUACUGUAAAGGAUAGAGUGAAAAGAUUGCGUAGUGUGCUGAUACAGCAAUAGACGUAUGGAUUGAUGAGUACACAUCGUACUCGCGAGAGUGAAUAUUGGAGUAAGGAUUAACAAGCAAGGAUCGGUAGUGCAGCGAGCGAUCGAGGUGUUAAAAAUGCUGUGUCGCUGGCUCGCCGUCCUGGUACUCGUUGGUUUUCUGCUGGUUAUCGAAGCGAUCGCGGUCAGCCAAGGUACGUUCACUCGCGAUCAGAGAGUCUUGAGUGGAAGUCUUGUACAAGGGAGUCGCAACGUCAGCGGCGUACCGGCUUUCGAGACGAACGUGCCACGGAAUGUCACUACUGCGGUCGGUCAGACCGCUUUUCUUCACUGCAGAGUUCAUCAGCUAGGCGACAAGGAGGUGUCCUGGAUGCGCAAACGCGACAUGCAUAUUCUGAGCGCAGGCAUUUUGAUGUACACAUCGGAUCUGAGAUUCCAGGUGAUCCAUCCGGACAAGUCGGAGAACUGGACGCUGCAGAUCAAGUCGCCGCAGGAGCGUGAUUCCGGUGUGUACGAGUGUCAGGUCAGCACCGAACCGAAGAUGUCACUCAACUACAGUCUCAACGUGAUCGAAGCGCGAGCCAGAAUAAUCGGUCCGCCAGAUAUCUACGUGAAGACCGGAAGCCUUUUGACAUUGACAUGUCUAAUGUCGCAAGGUCCUCACGAUCUGGGGACGGUAGCCUGGUUUCAGGGUAGUCAGGCGGUAGUGACGUCACCGCGAUCAGAAAAUGACAUCGAGGCGGAACCACGCAUAACCGUCGAGACGGAAUGGAGUGAUGCUCUCACAUCGAGAUUGAGGAUCACGUAUUUGAAACCCGGUGAUUCCGGAAACUACAGUUGCGUUCCUACCGUGGCGGAGAGAGCGAGUGUCAACGUACACGUGAUCAAUGGUGAACAUCCGGCCGCGAUGCAGCACGGAAAUACGGCAGCCGGCUCGCCCAAUUCCAAAACGGUACUGGUGAUGCUCGCCUUCCUUCUGGGUCAGCUGAGAUAAUGUGCGCGUACACGAAGGUCGCUCGAGACACUUAUGAAAUCGAUGGCCACGCAUAGCGAGGUGAUUGCCCACACAUCCUUAACUUUAAUUCUUUUGCACAGACUAUUCUGAAUUAGAUCCUGGAUAGUUAUGUCAUUUAGAUCGCGGGACGAUAAGACUACAUAAUUUACAUAAUUACGUAAUGUAAGGUCAUAGUCGGACAAUUAAAGUGAGGUUUAAGUUACUGAGAUCGGAAAAUGAAACUUAUGGAAUCUGCGAACUGAUACUUUUCAAACUGCGAUUUUUAUCUCUUUCAAUUAAUAGAUUUUCGAAGAACGAUAUUUCAACCCUUAUUCUCGACAUUAUUUUUUAUGGCGUUUGUUAUUUUGUUAUAGUUAUUUUUUUUUUAAUCGUAUAUAUGUAAAAUAGAAAUGCGUCGGUUAUAAACUAGAAAUUUUCUCCGUUUAAAUUACUCAUUUUGAAGCGAAAACUUUUUUGAAUUUGCCCCGUUAUUACUUUAAUUAUGUCGUAUUUUAGAUGCUCUCAUUGUGGCAUUUAUCUUGUCCUUUUUAAUCUCUCACGAAAAUACUCAUCUCGUUUAUCUUAAACUUAAUUGUGAGGUUGGCCGCUAGAAUGAGAAAUAUGAAGAUAAUCUCUGAGAGACAGCUAGUUCUUACGUAAUAAAGGGGAGACUCUGUGCCUAAGGGUUAAGGAGCGGAGUGUGAGGCAGCCGUAUACGGCGGCGUUUCAGAACCACGGAUUCUGCGCGACGAACUUUUCAGUCGACUUUUCUCCGAUUAUCCGAAAACUCGGAAAGAAAACGAACUCGGAGCCGAAACUUUUCAUACAUUUGUCGUAGCGACAGCGGCAAUAUAUUUGCAGUUGAAAACUGUACGUACAGAACAUUAAAUAGCUGCGUAAUGAUAACAAGCGAACCAAGGCGUUUUCACUUUGUUUCAGUAAUUGGCGUACUGAAAACGUUUUCAGUAAUUGGCAUACUGAAUAAAUAAUAUUUUCAACAUCAAUUACGUCCAAAAUUAAUAAUUAUCAUGUCGUGUUUAAUGACCGUUCGCCCAAAUAACAAACAGAUUCUCUCGUUUACUUUUAUUAAUUGACGAUGCAUCUGAUUCGUCGAACGCAUCGUUUUUUAAUUGUAUAUCGUAUUUCAAAUAUUCUUUUUUUUAUUUUUAAUUGUUUUUCUUUACAACACAAUUUGUAAACACAUUAAUAAUCAAAUAAUAGAAUAAUACCAAUCGCGAUACAAUAUCGAUUUAAUUCCGAUUUGUUUAUGGCAGAUAUAAUAAUCAAAGAAAAGCGAUUAAUUGGCGUGAUUCAGCAUGUAGUUAUUUUCGCAUGCUAAGCUUCUUUUGCAUUCUAUAUUCAAACAUAGAUGAUCAAAUAAUAAUAAAAACUACGUAUUCGCAAAUACUUAAUUAGCCAGACAUCUGUUUGGCUUAGCUCAAGAAAUUAGUUUAUGCUUCGCAAUUUAGCAUCGGUACAAUUCAGUGUUGAGAUAAUACACGGCAAGCGUUGAAAAAUGAUUCGUACGACCACAGACAGAACAGUCAAGGGUUCUUAUCAUAUCCACGAAUGACGAAAACGAGUGUCAAUAUUAUUCAAGAAUUUCAGCGACGUCGAGAUCAGGAUUCUUACAGUUUAUAAUUAAAGAUGGUUUCUGCGCGUCACGCGCGAGAGAAGGAUUAAAGAUUGCAUUGUCGUUGCUGAGAUUUUAGGAUAAUUGCGUCGUAAUAUCUAACAAUGACGCGGUGCAAACAUAAAAAUUAACGAUAAUGCGCAGCACGAAUGUUGACAUGAAGAGACAUAAUCGAGCGCGGAUGUCGCUAGGAAGAAGAUAGAGCGAGCAGAUUAAACAGAAUUAUGUCUCGCGCUUUUUCCCGACCAUAGAGAGAAAAUUCGUAAGAGGAAGGUGUUAAGUGUAAAAUAAAUGUGUCACGAGCAAGUUUAACCAAAGGGCGAUGUAAUAAAAAGGGGUAGACCGAUAGUCUCUCCACCCGCGGCAAAGUACUUUCUACUUACAGCAUAAGUGUUAAAUGAAACUUAAAGGAAAACACACACAGAGAAAACACAUAUACAUGCAUACACACACCUUACAGAUAAUAGUAGAGAAAUGUAUGUAAACCACACACACAUACACGCGCGUGACUUUACGACUCAUAUGAUUUACACCCACGACUAGCUCGAAAAAAGAAAAAAAAAACUGUGUUCCCUACCCACUCGCAUCCUUCUCACAAUCUGAGUUUUCACACGGUUCUCUUGCGAGAAAACGCAUUCUUGUACAUAAUGUUUUACUCUUGUAAAUAAAUUAUCCACACAA